AUGGGUCGGGAGUGUCGGGAAUGUGUGUCCCGGGUGCCUUAUGCAACCCUCAUCGCCACCAUCUUGUGCUGCGUAGGAGUAGGGGUCUUCUGUGGCACCAUGUACCGAGGCUCCACCCUCUGCAUUCGCAUGUUCCAGGACGUCUUCAAGAUUCAUGUCAAGUUGGAGCCGGUACAUUUGGUAUUCAUGAUCAUUGGUGCGGCAAUGGGUGUCCUGGGUAUCAUCCUCCUGUUGGUGGGAUGUCUUGCCACAGGGGAAACCAGGUCCAGUGUCUAUCGAGCUGACAAAGCACGAGUCGGCGGACGCAUUUGUGGUGCCGUGUUUAUGGGUAUCGUCUACGUCCUGAACCUGGUGUGGCUGUUGAUGCUCUGCUGUCUCGUGAUCAUCACAAGCACUUUCACUGUUUUCUGGGCCAUCUGCUCUUCCGAUCGUAUCCUUGUUCACGAUCGAUGCAUUGACUUCACUCAAUUUGGCUUCAUGUUCCCGAACGCAACACACGAUGACCAGAUGACGAUUUGUGACCCUGGAGAGAAAAAGCUGUUCUGUAAGGAUUACGUGGAGAAUGCUGAGGUCAUGUUCAUCCUGGCUACGGUUUCUUGUGUCAUUGUCAUUCUCAGCCUGGUUCAUUACCUCAUGUGCCUGGCUGCAAAUUAUGCUCACAUCAAAGACAGUGAAAAGUUCCGAGACCUGGAGGAGAUGCAGCGGUUGCAAGAUGCAGAAAUGACUGGGCUGUUCAACCAAUGCAAGCAAUCUGUAAUGGAAGAGAGCUGUCAUGACAUGAAAGGAAGCCUCACCUUGGAAGCCUAUCAAGCUAAGGAGGACCUUAAAUCAUAUGUUUCCCUCUUGAAGUCACUGGGUCUGACAAAAGAGGAGGUGUCUUUGAAACUAUCAGAUGAAGGUGUUGUGGAUGACUGGGGCUUAUUUAAGAGAAGGAAAUGUGAUCCAGAAGCCAUUGUGUAUCUGAGGGCUACCAUCAAGAAGAAACUUGAAGCCAACCAGACUCCUUAUUACACCCCAAUAGUCUCAACUUCACAGCCUGAAGGGAAGGGGCCAUGUCAAGCCUAUCCAGAAGGCCAUCCAAUGAACAAUAUUAAGAAAAUGGAAGAAGAAUUCCUUAAGCAAUGUGAAAAAAAAAUAGCUGAACAAAAAGCUUCAGGAGAAAGUUGUCAUAAUAGAUGGGAAGAUCCUGUACACCCCCUCAAAAAGAAGCAAUCAUUAUGGGAUGUCAGGGAUAUGGCCAUGAAUUCUGGAACAACAAAAUGCAAAGUGGUAAAGGACAGACCACUCCUUCCUCCUCCUCUAAAGCAGUUCACACUCGUGGAUGGGAAAAUUUUGUCUUUGGAUGAAGCCAGAAAACACCGGCUGGCCCCACAAAGGAAGAAAGAUUUUCUUAAAUCAUAUGGAAAAGAGAUGGUCAUACCAAGUGUUGAGAAUCUACCUUGGAAACUAAGCAAAGAAGACUUGCAAAAGAGUUCUCUCACAUUGGAGGAAAUAAGAGCUCUACCCAAAUUCUCCAACCAUAACAUUGGAGACCCUUCAGAGGUUUUAUAUGUGAAGAAUUUGGCAAGCACAGCCAUGGUUGAAGAUCUAGCUGGUGUCUUCAGCUGCUUUGAAAGACCAGAAAAAGGACGAAUCACCUACAAGAUGAUGGGAGGAAGAAUGCAUGGCCAAGCGUAUAGCACGGAGGCAUUUGGGGUGGAUUCACCCCUCCUGGAUCAUCCAACUAUGACUGAAUCUGCUGUAGUUGUCUCUGACCAUAGUCAUGGUUAUGAAGGCAUUUGUUGGAGGAAUCUACAAAAUUUCCUCAACUUGAAGAUGGGGCCUCCAGAAUUAGUUAGGAUAAUAAGUCAUCAGUCCUCCAAGUAUCUUGAGAUUAUUGCCACCUUGCAAGCUCCUACAAGUCUCUCCAACAGUAUGGGUUGGCUUGACUUUGACUUCCUGUUAUCAAGAGCAUACCCCCUGAAACACUGUUAUGACUCUUUGAGCCAUGAGUCCUCCCAGCUAUUCUUCACAUCUGGAACUACCGGGAUGCCUAAGAUCACUGUUCACUCUCAAGUCAGCUAUGGUGUUGGACACUGGUGCACUGGAAAGCUCUUCUGUGACUUGUCUCAAGCAGAUGUGUUUUGGAACUUGGCUGAUACGGGAUGGGCAAAAUCUGCAUACUCCAGCAUCUUUGGCCCAUGGAUUUGUGGGGCUACAGUCUUUGUUCAUGCUAUGCCACAGUUUGAUGAAAGCAUGAUGCUGCAAACUUUGAUGAACUAUCCAAUCAAUGUCUUGUGUGCCCCACCAACUGCAUUUCGCAUGGUCAUUCAGCAAGAUCUGAAAAAGUACCAUUUUCCUACUCUUAGACAUUGUGUCACUGGAGGAGAACCUCUUAACUGGGAGGUCCAACAGAGGUGGAAGGAAAGCUUAGGUUUUGAAAUGAAGGAAGGGUAUGGACAAACUGAGACAGUACUCUGUUGUGGCACCACCAAGGACAUGGAGAGCCGAGAGGGAUCCAUGGGCAAGUCCAUCUAUGGAUAUGAUGUAAAGCACAGGCAUCUCAUGGCAUCAUUGCCAGGAUAUUUGGAUGAUCCAGUGAGGACAAGAGCUGCUUAUCGGGGGAACUUCUAUCUGACUGGAGACAAGGCAUAUUGUGAUGAAGAUGGUUAUAUCUUCUUCAUUGGAAGAGCUGAUGAUGUUAUCAUUUCUUCAGGUUACCGAAUAGGACCAUUUGAAGUGGAGUCAGCCCUUUUGGAGCACCCAGCUGUGGCUGAAUCAGCUGUUGUUGCAUCUCCAGACCUAACUCGAGGAGAGAUUGUCAAAGCAUUUGUUGUGCUCACUCAGAAUUAUGUAGGCUCUAUCCAGUCCCCUCUACAAAAAGAUGACCUAAUCCGUGACCUUCAGAAUCACGUCAAGAAGGUCACUGCACCUUACAAGUAUCCACGCAAAAUUGAAUUUGUGGAGAGCCUUCCAAAGACAGUUAGUGGAAAGAUCCGGCGUGUGGAACUGAGGAAAAAGGAAUUUGGCCAAGGGUGAAGCAAAGUGUGCAUUAUAGGGUGGACACAAAGGAUUGGAUGGAUUUCAAAAUUUUUUAUUUGCAUAGGAAACAUUGCAGAAUGAAGCAUACAUUGGAUUAUAGCCUACAAUCUCAAGUAUUUUCUUACCAGUACUUUCAUGUGGCUUUUGAUCAUCCCGUGGUCAGCUGAUUCCAUUAUUUGCUAUGGCAACUCACCUUAAGAAAAGACCUUAGUUGUGGUGUGUUUCUUUGAGUUCAGCUAGUUGACAGUUUUCAAAGCCCUACUUGAAGAGAAAGAUGUGCCUGAAAAUGCAUUUUUUUCAAGAUGGGCCUACCCCACCCCCAGAUUUUGCAGUUUUUCAUCCACAAAUACCUGAACAAUAUAAAAAAUAGUUAACUUCCAUUGGUCCCCAAGGUCACCUAACCUUACCCCAAGGUUUUUUUUUCCCUGUUGGAGUCAUAAAAUCAGUUGUGUACAGUGUGAAAGUUACAAACUUUUACUUCAUCUCAAGAGAAAAUUACUCAGACUUUUCCAGAAAUACCAAAAAGCCAUUCAUAUAAUCCACUAUUUCCCCAAAAAUGUUUCACUGAUGGAGGAAAUCAUGCCGAAACAUAGAUAAAGUAAACCCAAUAAAAAUCAACUUAAGACCAUAGACUAUAAUACAAUGUGUUCCAUCAUCCUGCUGCAUUACCUGCCCCAAUAAGUUUUUUUUGUUAUUCAUCCAAUCUUUUAUGUCCACAUUGUACUAGUAAUGUAUUAGCAUUAAUUACAUUCCUUUGCUUGAGAAUCAUCAAUUCACAUCUCUUACAUCCUUGUUUAUAAGAAUUGCCUGGGAGCUUCUACCUUGUCCCCCCCCCC
Molecule: messenger RNA, 3857 nt
Organism: Darwinula stevensoni
Lineage: Eukaryota; Metazoa; Arthropoda; Ostracoda; Podocopida; Darwinulidae
Source: the annotation of a GenBank genome assembly